Capsaspora owczarzaki ATCC 30864 is the source of this 1484-nucleotide messenger RNA. RefSeq lists its product as hypothetical. Bases 131 to 1300 code for a protein of 389 amino acids. The record is from RefSeq and is a predicted model, not a curated record. Lineage: Eukaryota; Filasterea; Ministeriida; Capsasporidae. The transcript is spliced from 2 exons.
CUCAGAAUCUCGUUCUUAGCCCAAUCACACGUCACGCCCUUUUCGCCCAAUUGUUGUCUGAGCCAUUUGUUCUCUUUCUCUUUACUUUCGCCUGUGCUGCACCCCCACGACCACGCCAUAACUACAGGAAAUGGGCAACGUGCUCUGCUGCUGCUUUGACGGCGGCGACGAAGAGAGCGACCCGCUCCUCAAAGGAUCAUCGCAAUCGGGUCAGAAAUCCGUAGCCUCGCGGAGACGCGAUGGGACGCUGUCGCCCGACCCGCGGCCGACGAGUCCAGGGACAUUGGCGCAGUCCCGCAUCGACAGGGACGACGCGGACGACCAGCAACACCAGGACGACGGCGCAGAGUACACUGAGAAGCGCCUGAUUGAGCGCGCCAAACGCGAACAACGCACGAACGCCGUGCUGCAGGCCAAGCAACACCAGCGAGCAGAUCGCGCAGCUGCAUUGGCGGAGGAGCGCAAUAGGAAGCUCGAGCAGCGCGCCCGACGUCAGGACGACGUCCAGCGUGACAAGGACGAGCGGCGAAAGCGCCUGGGCCUGGCUCCGAGCGGAUUUGCGGCAGACAAUGUCUCCAUCCAUUCGGAAGACAGCGUUCAAUCGUUCUCCUCGACCCGCACGACCAAGAGCACCUCGACGUCAAUGUCUAGAGCGAGCCAGCGAUCGAAUGCAUCGACUUCGGCGCUGCCGGGAUCAACACGCAUCUCCCCAAGCAACUCGUUGCUCGACAUGGAGAGCGCGAUUCCCGAUGGCAUGUCAUCCGCCGCUGCUGGCGUACAAAGUGCAACACCAGUGGCUGGAGGAGCUCCUGUUGAAGCUGCUGAUCCAGACGCGCCGGAAGUGCUGACCAUUGAUGCUGGCAUCAUCCUAGACCAGGGAGAUGCACAAGCAACUGACUCGAAAGCCGCCACGGAGACUGACGCUACGGAAGAAGCGGCCUUGCAGCACGAUUCAACUCUGACAGUGGAUGAGCAAUUGGAGGAAUUGCAAUCGACGUUGGUCGAUCCCGCACAGGAAGUGACGCUGGCCGAGCUCGCUCCUGCCCCGCACAUGUUGGAUCUUGCGGGUGAGAGUGCUGCAGUGGACGAUGAAGCGCGUGGCGACUCGGCGGCAACGACCGAAGAAACAGUGGCUGAAUUGCAGUCUUCGCUGGUCGAUCCUGCCCUGGAGGUCACCCUUAGCGAGCUGGGACAUGCAUCGGAAGAAUCGACUCUUGCACCUGUCGACAGUUCGGCGGAGCAGGAGCCGACAGCGGCAGAGGAAGAGUCGUCCGAGGCUGCUGAACCUCUCUCCAAUUAGGGCAAUCUGCGUCGGUCGACCCCCGCAUUGAAUGCCACCCUUUGUCGGCUGAACAAGAUGCACAUAACCACGACGAAGGUGCAUCCUGAUGCUACGAGCUGGCUGAUUCAUCUGCGAUUUCGUUGCCCCAAUUUGAUCAACUGAGUCAUUUCGUGCUAAACAAAAAUAACAAAUCAUCGAUGCU